AUGACCACCGAGUUGUACCAAAAGGCGGACGGGGACCUCCUCAACACGUUCUUCGUGUCGCCCAGCGACAAUUUGUGCUUCCACGGCAAAUGUUCCUACUAUUGCGACACGUCGCACGCCAUCUGCGGGAAUCCCGACGAACUUGAAGGGAGUGUGGCGGCAUCCAUGGAGGAGAUCCUACCACAAGCGUCGGAAAGCUCAGUGGGAGACGGACCCCAACUACUGCCAGCUCGUCAGAGAGAUACCACCCUACGACACGGGCCGCAGGUUGUACGAUCUCAUGGAUAUGUCGGUAUUCGAUUUCCUCACGGGGAACAUGGAUAG
Phaedon cochleariae (mustard beetle) is the source of this 324-nucleotide messenger RNA. The record is from the annotation of a GenBank genome assembly. Lineage: Eukaryota; Metazoa; Arthropoda; Insecta; Coleoptera; Chrysomelidae.